Callithrix jacchus (white-tufted-ear marmoset) is the source of this 3576-nucleotide messenger RNA. The record is from RefSeq and is a predicted model, not a curated record. NCBI's taxonomy places the organism in Eukaryota, Metazoa, Chordata, Mammalia, Primates, Cebidae.
CGCCGCCAUUAGUCCGCCGACGCUGUCACCAGAACCCCGCCGCCGCCGCCACAACCGCCAUGGGCAACGUGCCCGCCAAGGACACCGAGCAGAAGGUCGUGAAAGAGUUCAUAGCCGGAGCCAAAGAAGAUUUCCUCCGUAGAUGGGAACGCCCGGUUCAGAACACCGCCCGCUUGGAUCAGUUUAAACUGCUCAAGACGCUGGGCAUCGGCUCCUUCGGGCGGGUGGUCCUGGUGAGUCACCGGGAGAGCGGCAGCCACUAUGCCAUGAAGAUCCUCAACAAGGAGAAGGUGGUGAGACUGAAACAGGUCCAGCACGUCCUGAACGAGAAGCGCAUCCUGCAGGCGAUCGACUUUCCGUUCCUCGUCAAGCUCCAUUUCUCCUUCAGGGACAACUCCAACCUGUACCUGGUGAUGGAGUACGUGCCGGGUGGGGACGUGUUCUCCCACCUACAGCGCGUCGGAAGGUUCACAGAGCCCCAUGCCGGUUUCUAUGCCGCCCAGAUCGUCCUGGCCUUCCAGUACUUGCACUCGCUCGACCUCAUCCACCGCGACCUGAAGCCCGAGAACAUCGUCAUCGACCAGCAGGGCUACCUGCGGGUGACCGACUUCGGUUUCGCCAAGCGCGUGAGGGGCCGCACUUGGACCCUGUGCGGGACCCCAGAGUACCUGGCCCCCGAGAUCAUCCUGAACAAAGGCUACAGCAAGGCCGUGGACUGGUGGACCCUGGGGGUGCUCAUCUAUGAGAUGGCCGUGGGCUUCCCGCCCUUCUACGCCGACCAGCGGAAUUCCGUCUUCCAAAACAUCCUCUCCGGGAAGGUGCGGUUCCCCUCCCAUGUCAGCUCUGACCUCAAGAACCUGCUGCGGAACCUGCUGCAGGUGGACCUCUCCAAGCGCUUCGGGAACCUCCGGAACGGGGUCGGCGACAUCAAGAACCACAAGUGGUUCGCCACAACCAAUUGGAUCGCCAUCUAUGAGAAACAGGUGGAAGCUCCCUUCAUCCCGAAGUUCGCAGGCCCUGGGGAUGCCAGUAACUUUGACAACUACGAGGAGGAAGAGAUCCGGAUCUCCAUCAACGAGAAGUAUGCCAACGAGUUUUCUCAGUUUUAGGGGUGUGCUUGUGCCCCUGUGGGUUUUCUUUUCUUUCUUAUUUUUUUCUCUUGGGUGGGUGGGUGGGUGGCAGGGUUGGACUGAACAGCCAGAGGGCACCAAAGUUCCUUACAUCUAGUUUCACCCCCCACCCCACCCUCUAGGGUUGCGGUAGCAGGAAGCCCAGAUAUUUAGAGGGACAGAAACACCAGCUGCUCCCUCACCCCCUAUGCCUUCCUGGGCCCUCUGUGCUUCUCCCUUCCUCCUCCCGCAGAGUGCCCCUUGCCCCAGCCCACUUCUACCUGUUUUAGUUUCUCAGCUCUAUUCAGGCCAGGUCUUGCUGGUGUAUCCAGGAACAGGGUGUGGAAAGAGGGAUUCACGCUUAGGGAAGGAGAGAGGUUUAGUGCCAUGUUCAGUGCGCUGCUUGCUAAAAUUAAAAAUAAAAAAAAAAUAAAAACAAUUAAAAACAGUAAAGUAAAACAAAAAAUAAUAUUGGUAUGUAGUUUUCUUACGUUUUAUUGGUUGUUCUGCCCUUUUCUGGUUUGUGUAUCAGGAUAAUGAGGGCCUCUUAAAUGAGUCUAGAAGUAUUCCCUUCUCACUAAUUUUCAUAAGUGGUUUGAGGAGAAUUGGCAUGGAUCCUUCCUUAAAUGUAGUAGAAUUCAGUACUAAAGCCAUCAGGCACUAACCUUGCCACCAAUAGAAGACAUUUUAUUACUGAUUCAUAUCCUUACUUGUUAUUGGUCUAUUCAGGUUUUCUACUUCUUCUUUAUCCAUUUAGAAGAAUUAUACAAGUUCAGGAAUGUUUCCAUUUUUCCUAGGUCACCCAGUUUCUUGGCAUAUAAUGAGUCAUAUCAUCCAUAAAGACAGAUAAUUUGACUUCUUUUUUUUUUUCCUAUUUAUUUCUUUCUCUUUCCUGAAUAUUCUGGCUGAAACUCUCAGUACCAUGCUGAAUAGCAGUGAUUGUAUUUAAUUCUUUACCUCCCGUACUAUGAUGCCUGACAUGUUACAGGUGCCCAAUAAAUAUUUUUGAAUAAAAAACCAUAUGUUUUGGGAUUGCAGUUUUGACCAUAAUUGUAUGUGGUGCAUAUUGUCUCAUGAUGCAGAAACUUCCCUGCCUUUCUAAAAUAUCCUGUAUUCAGAGGGUAUUUUAGUCAAUCCAGGUUACUAUAAUAUAAAUACUAGAGACUGGGUGAAUUACACAACAUGCAUUUAUUUCUUGCAGUUCUAGAGGCUGAGAAGUCAAAAAUCAAGAUGACAUGUGAUUUGGUUUUUGGUGAGGGCAUUCUUUCUGGUUUGCAGAUGGAGAGAUCUUUGCUUUAUCCUCAUGUGGUGAAGAGAGAGAUUAUCUCUCUCUUGUCUUUUUAAAGUAAGGGCACUAAUUCCGUGCAUGAGGGCUUCAUCCUCCUGAUGUAAUCACCUCCCAAAGGCCUAACCUCAAAAUACUAUCCACUGGGGAUUAGCACUUCAGCACGGAAAUUUGAGAAGGACACGACAUUCAGUUUGCAGCCAAGGGAUCACAGAUGGAGUCAGAGAUAAAAAAGAUGAAUGUCCCCAGUCCCAUUCAUCCACCCAUCCAUCCAUCCAUCCAUCCAUUCAUCCAUUCAUCCAUCCAUCCAUCCACCCACCCACCCAUCCAUCUAUUCAUCCACCCAUCCACCCAUCUAUUCAUCCAUUAAUCCAUUCAUCCAUCCAUCUAUCCACCCAUCCAUCCACUCACCCACCCAUCCACCCAUCUACCCAUCCAACCAUCCAUCUAUCCAUCCACUUAUCCACCAAAUAUUUGCACAUCCACUAGGUACUGAGCACUGUGCAAGGCAUGAGGGACACAGCAGUGAACUGACAGAUCCAAACUUCUCUUUCAUGAAAGAGCUUACAUCCUAAUAGGGGGAGAAGGACAUUAAACUGUAAUCAGACACCUAAACAGAUAAUUGAAACCUGGGAUACCCAUUGUGAAAGAAGACAUCAAGGCCUUUGAUGUCACAUUCAAGAAGAUGUUUCUGGUGAAUCUAUUAACUAGGUGAGGUAAGAUGGGGAGUGGGAGGGGUCUAAACUGAGGAUAUACAAAGGCCCCAAAGAUGAAAGGAGCCUGACGAGCUCAAAGUGGGCCUGCAGGAGGGGAGUGAGCAGUGAGAGAGGAGGUUAGGAACCCAGGCAGGGAAUGGAGUGGAGUUUGAUUUUAUGUGCAGUGGAAAACCUGGGGGUCUCCAUCAUCUGAACCAGCCCCUGCUGCAGCCUCAUCCCCUGCAUGAAUCCCACACUGCAGCCGCGAUGAACUUUCUGUGAGGUCCUCUGUGGCUCAGGCCUUUGCAGGUUACAUGCUAGUUUCCUUCCUUGCAUCUUCUUUACUCCUUGUUUCUGAUACAUAGGCUUUAACUUAACCUCCAACUCAUAGAUCCAAUGCAAAGCCACUCUUCAACCUGGUGGUGGGGAGAUCAGACUCACUAAAACACCACACUGGCCAAGGAUUGGCUCAACUAGUGAGUCCUCA